Salvelinus namaycush (lake trout) is the source of this 2218-nucleotide messenger RNA. Its product is annotated as INO80 complex subunit B-like. Lineage: Eukaryota; Metazoa; Chordata; Actinopteri; Salmoniformes; Salmonidae. Bases 491 to 1609 code for a protein of 372 amino acids. The transcript is spliced from 5 exons. Gene Ontology annotation, cellular component: Ino80 complex. The record is from RefSeq and is a predicted model, not a curated record. Gene Ontology annotation, biological process: chromatin remodeling.
UUGAAACCCGCGAGGGAAAUAUUCCCUUGCUGCUAGCACGUAGCUAGCUAGCUAUUUGUUUUGAUUUCUCGGGCUUGUGUAUUUUCAAAUAAUAACUCAGUCAUUACUGUCCCGUUUGUACAAAUAACUAGCAACUUAACCGAAGGAAAGCAGCUGCAUCCGCACCGUGAAUCAUUGAUUUGUGAGCAACUAAUUUAUCUAAAGGCUAAUGUUAGCUACAGUAGAUAGCUAAUCAUUCCAACUAGCUAGUCAGUUGUUAUUUGUCACAUCAAUUGUGCUUGCAACUGCGUUAGCUAGCAAAGUAGAAUAUUUGCAAUUUACCAGGCUAUCAAAUCGUGUGAAAAAUCUCGAGUAGGUUGCUCGUGUGUCGAGAAGCUAUCGCGUUUGAUAACACGACUUUUCCGCAUAUAGCUAGAUCAAGGCCAACGACCUUGCUGUGAUGUAAACUUGCAGAACGCCUUUGCUUGUUUUGAUUUACAUAGUCGUUUUAAUGGGGAAAAGGAAAGACAUGAUCCACCCAAGGUUUCUUUUAGGUGAUGGAGACCACCUGGGGUUACACAGCCUACAUAGGAGGAAACACAAGAAGCAUAAGAAGCACAAGAAGAAGCAUCACCGUGACGACGGGCACAGCUCCUACUCCGAGGCCCUGGAGUCAUCUUCUGGCAUCCUGGUCAAGCCCCCCACACAGCUCCGACUCAAGCCCCCCACGCAGCUCCGACUCAAGCCCCCCACGCAGCUCCGACUCAAGCCCCCCACGCAGCUCCGACUCAAAAUCAAACUGGGAGGCCAAACGCUGGGGACCAAAAGUGUGCCAACAUUCAGUGUGGUCCCUGGUGUAGCCCGCUCCCCGUCUCCUCUGAUGAUCGUGGACGAUGAUGACGACUCGGAUGAUGAUGACGAUGAGGAGCCUUCUGAGGGCGUCCCACUCGAGCAGUACCGGGCCUGGCUUGGUGAGUGCCAAGAUGAGGACAGUAACCUGGACCCGUCUCCUCUGCCAGACAUGGACUCUGACUCCCUGGGAGGACUGGGGGGGCCGGUGGACGAGGAGGAGAAGUGGCUGGACGCCCUGGAGAAAGGAGAGCUCGACGACAACGGAGAGCUGAAGAAGGAGGUCGAUGAGUCACUGCUCACAGCCAGACAGAAAGCCCUCCUGCACAAGCAACAGAACCAGCCUCUCCUGGAGCUGCCCAUGGGCUACAAGGAGAAGGAGAUGACCGCUGAGAUGAUGCAGAAGAGGGAGGAGCGCGCCCGCAAGAGGCGCCUGCAGGCUGCCAAGAAGGCAGAGGAGAACAAGAACCAGACCAUUGAGAGGCUCACCAAGACCUCGAAGGCCAAGAUCAAGAGCAUGAGGGAACGCAAGUCCAAGCAGGCCCAGUGUCCCAUGGUCCGCUACUGCGACUCGGCCCAGGGAAUGGGGAUUUCCUUUCCCAAGGGGGUGCUAGCCCCCACCCCUGCUCCCCUGUGCCCCCCUCCACCGGCACCGGUAGGGUGCGGAGUAAACGGGUGCAGUAAUCUGAAGAGGUACUCGUGCUCCAAGACAGGGAUCCCUCUCUGUAGUCUGGAGUGCUACAAGAAGAAUCUGGUCCUUGUUGUGGAGAGCGCCAUUUGAACUUGACCUCUUUGGAAGGUUUCGGCUUGCUGGCCGUACAGACUCUAGGGCUAAAUCAAAGGACAAGGUGGAUAUUUUUUAUUUAGCAGAUUAUAAAAAUGCUUUUUUUUGUUGUUGACAUGUCCAGUAAUUGGUCAUUUCCUCUACAUUUCUGGUGGCAAACUAAUGACAUAAUUAUGUGUACUUACAAAAGAGAUGAAUGUUGUUCAAAUCAAUGCAUCAGUCAGUCAAAUGUAGCCCUGAUAACACGCAUCAUUAUAAUGGAGGCUACAGCCCCAUUAGCCAGUUUGUAUUUCAUUUCUAGAUCCUGUUUGUGGUAGUCCACGUGAUGUAGAUUGUAUAAGAAUUUAACAAGGUAACCUUGUUCUGUGAAAUGAAUCAGCUGAAGUAAAUCAGCUUUUUCCUAAAAUUACAAAGUGCUCUUUUGCCUGUUGAUCAUGAAGGACUUUCAUUUGUGUAAAUAUAUCGUUAAUGGUUUUGUAUUCAUUUAGGAAGCCGUAAAGCACUGUAUAGCGUCAUGUUAACAUGUUACACACUGUUUGAUAAAUGGAGAAAAUUACCCCAGGAAACCAAAACAGGUUUUUAUUUUAAUUAACAGACUCAAAGGUG